Messenger RNA from Eimeria necatrix, 1191 nucleotides. RefSeq lists its product as hypothetical. Bases 1 to 1191 code for a protein of 396 amino acids. NCBI's taxonomy places the organism in Eukaryota, Apicomplexa, Conoidasida, Eucoccidiorida, Eimeriidae. The record is from RefSeq and is a predicted model, not a curated record. The transcript has a single exon.
AUGGCGCAGUGGAAAACCAGCGAUGGGUCCAAACACAGUAAAUCAUUUUACAUAAAAAACUUCAAAAGUGUUGAAGAGGCGCAGCAAAGUGCUUUAAGAUUUAAAGAAAACUUGCUGGCGGAGCGCGACAGCGAGCGCUCUGCUGCUGCUGCUGCUGCUGCUGCUGCUGCUGCUGCUGCUGCUGCUGCGGCCGGCGCAGCAGCGGCGCCCGCGCAGCAGCUCCACAGAAGCAGCAAACACAAAGCUGCUGCGGCGCCCAGGAGCCCCGCUGCAGCGCUGGGGGCCCCCGCCGCAGGGGGGGCCCCCAAGGAGGGGGGCCCCCUGAAGGGGCCCCCCUGCAGCAGCAGCAGCAGCAGCAGCAGCAGCAGCAGCAGCUGCUGCAGCGCGGAGGAGGCCCUGCAGCAGGGAAGCCCCUCCAUCCACGAAACCCUGGAAUGUGUCCUCUCCAGAUCCAUCAGAUCUUGUUUGGAAGAACAAGAAGCAAAGGGGGGUUUCUUUCCAGUGGGGGCCCCCCUGGUGGACUCCAUCAAAGCUGCUGUUGCUGCUGCUGCUGCUAGUCUGCAGGAAACCGACGAAAACUGCGCAGCUCCCACGCAGCCCCUUGCUGCUGCUGCUGCUGCUGCUGCUGCUCUUUGGGACGACCCGGGGGGCCCCCUGCAGCAGCGGGGGAGGGGGGCCCCCCCGGCGGAGGGGGGCCCCCUGGGGGCCCCCGGCGGCUGCGCCAAGCGCUGCAGGCAGCAGGCCGGGGCUGCUGCUGCUGCUGCUGCUGCUGCUGCUGCUGCUGCUCCUGCCUUUGCUGCUUCUCCUGAACCCAACUACAAAAGACUUCGACAUCUCCUAAAUGCUGCUACAGCUCCUCCGCCUUCUCUUUCUUGCCCCCUGCCCACUUUGCUGUCGCAGGAAAGGGCAGAGGGGGCCCCCAAGGGGGCCCCUGGCCCGGGGGCCCCCCCAGGGGCCCCCAAGGGGGCCCCCGUAGGGGGGCCCCCCCCAGGGGCCCCCAAGGGGGCUUCGCAACCCGCAGGAGGCCCGCAGCAGCAGGAGGGCAGAGACGGAGAGCUGGGGGCCCCGAGCCUGCAGGAGGCUGGGGGAGCAGCAGCAGGAACUGCUGCUGCUGCUGCUGCUGCUGCUGCUGCUGGCGGUGCAGCAGCAGAGACGACGAGCGAAAAGGUGAAGGAAACUGUGUGCGUGUAA